Molecule: messenger RNA, 831 nt
Organism: Acanthosepion pharaonis
Lineage: Eukaryota; Metazoa; Mollusca; Cephalopoda; Sepiida; Sepiidae
Source: the annotation of a GenBank genome assembly
AUGGAUAGGCGCUCAAAAGCCGCCGCCAAGCCGUCGAGAAAGUGCUACCGAGAGUCGAAGUUGUCACGGCAGGGCACUCAGGUUCGCGCGAGCCUGUUCCUCGUUCGACCGACUGCCAUCUGCGAGAGGGUUGCCGUCUCUGCUCGUCAAAGUUCGAACGCGGGACGAAGACGACCUGCCGGCCUGAACUGGCGAGCCUCAGCCGCUGCUAUCUAUCUUUAUCUAUUAUCUUCGGUGAUCGUACACAUAGGAAAUCGCACCGUCGAUGAAAUGAAUUCCGAGCCAUUGUCCAUUACCACCAUCCACCACUCUUUUCCAUCACCUGUCCACUAUUUCACUACAUGGUCGUAUUUUUUAAUCGUACAUCUAUCUAUGGUAUAUCUAUCUAUCUAUCUAUCAAACUAUCAUCCUCUGAUCACGCACAUAGGCAUAAGCACCCGUAUCUAUCGAGAAAUCUAUCUAUCUAUCUCUGAUAGUUCACAUAGGCGAUCCGAAAUGAAUUCCGAGCCAUUGUCCAUUACAUCCACCACUCUUUUCCAUCACUCAAUCUAUCAUCUAUCUAUCUAUCGGCGUCUGAUUAACAAUUCUGACCAGGCUCGCACGUUGCACAUAACUUCGGCCAUGCAUCGCUAUCAUCUAUCCUAUCUAUAUCUAUCUAUCUACCCUCUGAUAGCCUCUCACGCACAUAGGCAUAAGCACCGUCGCAUGAGAUUCCGUGCCAUUGUAUUACACCAUCCACCACUCUUUCCAUCACUGUCCACUAUUUCCAUUACACCAGGUAAUUUUAGCAUCAUCUAUCUAUCGAUCUUCUAUCUAUCUAUCUAUCUCUGA